CACCAGGGCAGGAUAGGGGCCAGAGCAAGGGGCUGUACAUGCACCUGGUUGAUUCUUUCCCCUGCUGAUCAUUUCGACAAAAAGGCGAUCGUUGCAUUGGUUCUUUUAUGAAUCUAGCAAAUUAUUCCUACUUCUCUGGCAUGUGCAACAUGACCGCAGAGCAAUCACCUGCCGAGGCAAGUCCUGUUGUCAUGUCUCCAAAUGUGAGCCUGGACUCGCCACUGCCUCCACCGCCUUUGAUGCUGCAGGCCCGGUCAAAGGAAAGCAUUUUGAUCAAGUCCGAGCCCCGAGGAAACAGUCCCAACACGGAGGACGGAGGCGCUCUGGGUCAGACUGAAGAGCACCUGCCCUCGGGGAGCCGCAGGAGGAAGAGGCCCGUCCAGAGGGGGAAGCCUCCCUACAGCUACAUCGCUCUCAUCGCAAUGGCCAUUGCCAACUCCCCGGAGAGGAAACUCACCUUAGGGGGCAUUUAUAAGUUCAUAAUGGAGCGCUUUCCUUUCUACAGGGAGAACUCGAAGAAGUGGCAGAACUCAAUCCGCCACAACCUCACGCUCAAUGACUGCUUUGUGAAGAUCCCCCGGGAGCCCGGCAGACCAGGUAAAGGCAAUUACUGGACGUUAGACCCCGCAGCUGAGGACAUGUUUGACAACGGAAGUUUUUUGAGGAGAAGGAAAAGAUUCAAGCGCACAGACGUUAGCACAUACCCCGGUUACAUGCAGAGCUCCAGCGCUUUUACGCCAACGCCAAUGGGAAGGCCUUCGUAUCCAAACGCCCUGUAUGCCGGCAUAGGGUCAGGUUACGGCUCUCAGCUGACGGCCACAUCCCCACACCCAGCCAUGCUGCAUCAUUACCAGACCUCUGCUGGAGUCAGCCAAGGACAGCCGCGCAUGUUCAGCAUCGACAACAUCAUCAGUCAGCAGACGGUUGUGCAGAGCGGCCCAGUUGGGGACCUCAACUCCCAAGCGCUGGGGCUGGGUGGAGGCGAUCUGAGCACCAUGACCUCCAGCUGCUCGGUAACCGGCGCCGACCCGUCUGCUUGCUUCCAGACUCAGACUGUCAACCCGUCAGCGAACAUGCUGAGCAGAAACAGCGGGAACCUUUCAUCCAACCUGACCACCGGGUACCCAUAUUCCUCUCCGGCUUCUCCUCCAAAUCUACCCACCAUGACCCAGUCCGGAUUCUCCCCGGGCAGCUCCCAAGUGUACUGUACGAGCAACCGGCUCUCCCUACCGGCAUUGCGCCCGAGCUCCUGCGCCGAGCACUCGGAGCAGCUACUGGGCCUCUCCAGCCCCAUGAACUACAACAACACUUACAUGAGACAAGCCAACUUUGCGUCAGGAUUAGAGCGGUAUAUGUAAGAUGAAAACUAAAAACUUAAUUGAGUGCAGACAGGAAGGAUUCUAGACCUAAAUUGUCCAUUAAAGGAAAAAGCCCCAAAUUAAUCAGAAGAACAGCUUAAAAAUAAUAAGUCCAUAUUAUUCAGUCAGCAUAACAAUAAAUAAUAGAUUUAGUUCACGCUGGAAUUUCGGAAUUUAAUUUUUGCCAAGCUCAAAAGGACAUGACACAAUAAGACCGAGCCUCACUAUGAAACAUUCCUAUUUGAAAAGGUGUAAAGCCAUUUAGUUUGACACAUUCCAUGAGUGUAUCUCAAUAUGUACUAAUCUGUGAAACACUGCUUUCGUAUUUCCUGUAUUUUGCCGUUUGUUUUUAAGUUUACAUGCUUCUUAUAGACUGUUCACGUCUGCUGUUUCACGUCUGCUGUUUUUUUAUGUAAAUAUUGUGCUGAUGUAAAGACUUUAUUAAAGGAAGGGUGUUAGCAUUACACGCGACAAAGGAUAUAAAAAGGAAAUAAAAAGGAUUUUUACAGUAAAGUAAAUGUAGCCUUUUUCCUUGACCAUUUAAAACUUUAAAACUAUGAAAAUGGGUAAUAUUUAUUUUUAAAAGAUUCCAUGUCAAUACAAGCUAAAAUCUAUGAACACAGUUUUCUUACAUUGAUUUAACCUAAAUUGGUGUGAGAAAAUAUUAAACCAGUUCACAAAUAAACCACUUUAGUCAGUUCUUUGGAAUGAAUCGUUGCAUCACCACGAAUCACCAAUGAACCAUUCAAA
Haplochromis burtoni (Burton's mouthbrooder) is the source of this 2108-nucleotide messenger RNA. RefSeq names its product forkhead box E3 (gene foxe3). NCBI's taxonomy places the organism in Eukaryota, Metazoa, Chordata, Actinopteri, Cichliformes, Cichlidae. The record is from RefSeq and is a predicted model, not a curated record. Bases 108 to 1358 code for a protein of 416 amino acids. Gene Ontology annotation, molecular function: DNA-binding transcription factor activity, RNA polymerase II-specific; RNA polymerase II cis-regulatory region sequence-specific DNA binding. The transcript has a single exon. Gene Ontology annotation, biological process: cell differentiation; anatomical structure morphogenesis; regulation of transcription by RNA polymerase II.